Ilyonectria robusta is the source of this 395-nucleotide messenger RNA. RefSeq lists its product as uncharacterized. Bases 167 to 370 code for a protein of 67 amino acids. Lineage: Eukaryota; Fungi; Ascomycota; Sordariomycetes; Hypocreales; Nectriaceae. The transcript has a single exon. The record is from RefSeq and is a predicted model, not a curated record.
CUCCAGAUUCUCUUUACUCCUCGGGCUUCUUACAUAAGCGUCAGACGCUCUCGUGCCCAGAUACUUGGUCUGACCUCGCUAGAUGCAAGUGUCGGGCGGAACUCCCAUCUCGGCCUAAGCCUAUUCUCCGUGACUCUUCGGGUGUUCUGCCGGCGGCUUCGAAUGCAUGCUCCCGGAUUCUAGAACAUUUCCUCUCUACACUGCGGGCGCUUGCGUUUGGAGCUCAUGCAGGCGGUGUGUGGUGGACUUCAGGAGGCAGGAACCUGACUUAUCCCCUGCAUUACGGCUCCCGUCAUGCUUCCCGUCAUGGUUGCAUUGUCUUGCCGGUAUUCGAUGGGCCAAUCGGCUAGGCUGGAGACGUUCGUUCUAGAGUUUUCCAUUCAUGCUCCGAAGAU